GUCAGCCUUCUGCUGGGGGUUUAUCUUUUUUUUGCUGUCUUCGUAUACAAGAGCUUCAGUAAACUUUGAAAAACGGGAAAAACUAAUUUAAUUUAUUUAUUUAUAUUCAAAAUUUCCGUACCUUUUGAUUUCCGUGUCGGUCGUAGAAGUCGGAACUGAAGCCAAAGAACAGCACGUUGUUUCCGUUAGCGCGGCGCUCUGUUAACACGCGCUAGCUGCUUUAGCUUUGAAACGUUGUGACCUCGCUGUCAGGAUGCCAUGCCACAACCAGCAGCUGAACAGUGUCAGCAGUGGCCAGGAGCACCCGAUGAAGCAGGUUCGGUUUGCGAAUAACAGCAGCAGUGUACCUGCGGUGCUGAACAGCCCCGAACCGGGUGAUGUUCUUCCACAGCCUGUCAACCAGGACAGCCUGGGACCCCAGCUGAAGCUGCUACCUCUGAACGACCAGAUCCGGGAAUUACAGACUAUAAUCAGAGACAAGUCCACCAGCAGAGGAGAUUUUGUUUUCUGUGCCGAUCGACUGAUCAGACUAGUAGUUGAAGAAGGCUUGAACCAGCUUCCGUUUUCAGAGUGCACUGUCACCACUCCCACAGGAUACAAGUACGAAGGGGUAAAGUUCGAAAGAGGCAACUGUGGAGUUAGCAUCAUGAGAAGUGGGGAAGCCAUGGAGCAGGGUCUUCGGGAUUGCUGCCGCUCCAUCCGGAUCGGAAAGAUCCUCAUCCAGAGCGACGAGGAGACCCAGAAAGCGAAGGUCUAUUACGCAAAGUUUCCCCCGGAUGUGUACAGAAGAAAAGUGCUGCUCAUGUACCCCAUCCUCAGUACGGGGAACACGGUGAUCGAGGCUGUGAGGGUGCUGAUAGAACACGGAGUUCAACCCAAGCACAUUAUUCUCCUCAGCCUCUUCUCCACACCUCAUGGAGCUAAAUCCAUAGUCCAGGAGUUCCCAGACAUCACGAUCCUAACCACGGAGGUUCACCCGGUGGCUCCUACACAUUUUGGACAGAGAUACUUCGGCACCGACUAAAACCAGGACACAAUCAUGAUUAGCAAAGUGCUUGUGGUAUAUCUUCUUCAUCUCGGUGUCCUUGUGUCAUGCAAUUACUUUCACUGUUAAACUGACACCCGUUACUUGUAUUUAUUGCUUUUUUUUGCUUCGUAUGCUCACAUUGUAGAAUGAAAACCACAAAGAUUAAAACAUUGAUCAAUAAAGAAUUUAUAUUUGUUUACAGACAGAGCAAUACAUGGAGAUGUAUUGAGGUUUCUUUUUAGGUUUAAAGUGGUUAAAAAAGGGGGGAAGCACCAUUCACCAAAACAGUUAAAGAACAAACGAAUCAACAGAUUCUCUCUAAAAAAAAUAACAAUUCAAUCUCAUUUAUCACAAAAAGAACAGAAUAUCCAGACACUGCCUGCAGCAGGUAUAAAUCAGUGAACCAAUAUACAGGAAAAGAUUAACAAUAAAUAGACAUGACUAUACGAUAAUAUUAACAUUUGUCUUUAAACAUAGUACAGAAAAGACAUGAAUAAUUUAUGUGGAGCAGCAUUGGAUAUGUGUUAAGGAGCUGGGAAGCAUUUCAAAAUGUCCAGAUCCAACAGCAAAGUUUAAUAAAGGCCAAACGUAAUAAAUAAAUACGGUUUAGACACAGAAAUUAAGCCUAAUAUACAAGACAGGUUUUCAAAAAUAUUAAAAUAAUUCUGAGUGAAAAACAAAGUUAAAAAAAAAAUCAUAAUGUAAAAGGUCAUCAUCCUCUAACAGUCUGUGAGGACAACUUUAAUAAAUAUGUACAAUAAUUUGACAGGAUAUCUGAUAAGACAGAAGAUAAUCAUAACAGGCAUGUCCAAUAAACACACCCCAGUUUUUAGCCGACAGCGUUUAAGUCAUGAUAUACAGGAUAUUACUUCCCUCUAAAAUAA
Cyprinodon variegatus (sheepshead minnow) is the source of this 1911-nucleotide messenger RNA. RefSeq names its product uracil phosphoribosyltransferase homolog (gene uprt). NCBI's taxonomy places the organism in Eukaryota, Metazoa, Chordata, Actinopteri, Cyprinodontiformes, Cyprinodontidae. The transcript has 7 exons. The coding region runs from base 254 to 1024 and encodes 256 amino acids. The record is from RefSeq and is a predicted model, not a curated record.